Messenger RNA from Eruca vesicaria subsp. sativa (arugula), 351 nucleotides. The record is from the annotation of a GenBank genome assembly. NCBI's taxonomy places the organism in Eukaryota, Viridiplantae, Streptophyta, Magnoliopsida, Brassicales, Brassicaceae.
AUGGCUUGCAAACUUCUUUGCCUCCUCGUCGUCUUCGCCACCAUCACCUUCGUCGCCCACGGAUCUGAACCAAUGUGUGGACUUGAUGACGUAACUCUGAGACAAUCGAAGUCCGGAAUGGUUAAGAACAAACCGGUGUGGAAAGUGACACUGAACAACCCAUGUUUUUGCUUACUCACUAACCUAAAGUUGUCGUGCACCGGUUUUGAAUCAAUCGUGCCUGUUGAUCCGUUGACAAAAACCGGUGACGUGUGUCUCCUCAGCAAAGGUAUACAAGGAGACUUUGUUUUCAAAUACGUAUGGGACACUAGCUUCGAGUUCAAGGUCAUUGAUGGCAAGUUUUGCGCAUGA